GCGCUCGGGCGGCUCUUGCAGGAGGUCGUGGCUCAGUCUGGUGACAUUAGUGCGCUGGACUGGGUGGGACAAUCAUCCGAGUUCAACAGCUGUCUGCCAGCCAACAUUACUUCAUACAAAGCCCCGCCAUACACUCUGCCAUCUCUAUCUGCAGAUGAGAUUCAAACAUCGGUCUCCUUGCUGCGAAAUGCCGUGGCUGUGGAAUCAGCUUCGAAGCUUUAUACCAUGCUUGACCACAUGACCGCUCCUCGUUUCGCGAACUGCAGGUUGCGUCUGCCUUGCAUCGCGUUUCGUGUCACAGCAGUCAGACGGAGUCGUGCUCAAGACCAAGAGACAUAUGUCACGUAUGAAGUCAAGGCGGUCGGGCUUCGUGACCUGGUGAUCACCACGGAGGACAGGCUGAGUCAAUUCUCACCGACACGGCCCACUAUGCAAACAUUUUUGCUUGUUCGUCCAUGGAAUCGUUAUCUUCUCGACCUGCCUGACUUCGCGGAGCUCCCUAACUUGGCAGGGAUGCUUGACGUUGCAGACGAUACGCGGAGCGAGGAAGAUUAUUGGUCUAUGCCUGGAUCUCCGUUGCAGGAUUCGCCUGAAGACCAGGAGCCGGUUGACCCGGAACUGAGCGAGCGAGCAUUGCGAUUGAUUGCGCAGCAGCGCGGUGGAGAAUACAAGAGAAUCGCGUCAGAUCACGAUAUUAUUGCACAGGUCAAAGACGCGGCUUCUAUUGAGGACAUGAUGGACAUCAGGAUACUCGAGAUAUUGUAGCUGCAUUUUUUUUGAAGAACAGAAAAUUCUCUGUACUUAGUAGCUGUUGGAAUCGGGGAAGCACGGGUCGCGCCCGACAAGGUGUUUAGCACUGUGCUUUCUCUACGAAGAAAAUUCAUUAUUUAUUGUGUCUUUGUACGCUAGAUACUCGCCAGGACGUUUGCGACAGUAAGUAGUAGUGGAGUGGCUCAAUCUGGAAGGUAGUUUUCCGCAUUAGCUACCGUUACUUCGGGUCAGC
Molecule: messenger RNA, 1003 nt
Organism: Suillus paluster
Lineage: Eukaryota; Fungi; Basidiomycota; Agaricomycetes; Boletales; Suillaceae
Exons: 2
Coding region: 226-765 (179 amino acids)
Source: RefSeq, a predicted model, not a curated record